AUGUCAGAGUCCAACGCGCCGGGUUCGACUUCAGGAUCGGCUUGCACGUGUGGCGAGUGCUUCGAAGGCUGGCUCUCGCCGCGCAUGCGCGAACGUCUCGAAUACUCGACGGAGCUACGUUACGGGCUCGCGAAGGCUUUACUUGACACACAAGAUGGUGUCCCAGACGACGUCACGAGCACCCUCCCAAUCGACUACGCGCAGAUCGACGUCGCGUUCUACUACCUCCCGUCAGAGCUCCGCGCGAAGAUUAGCACCUCUCCACCGGAGACUCAGAGCGACGCGGACGCGUCUUCAAACACCGGCGACGCGAUCUAUCGCGGGUACACCGCUGCCUUCAAGGUGGCGCUGGAACUAGCCACAUCUUCUUCAGGCGAAAACGGGAAGGCGCGAUGCUUCCCCACCGUCUCCGACCUCACCAAACGCUUCUCCGAGCUCCGCGCUGCCUCAGCAGACACUGCCUCCGACUCGGAGCUCGACGCCACCGCGCGCGAGCACCUCGCUGCGUUCCUCGACGCCGGCGGGUCCGCGGAGUACGCGCUCGACUGCAUCGUCGAUCGCGCGCGCGAGGAGCUGUCUCCGCUUGGACGGCUGUACGACACGGAGAAGGAGUACAUCGACGCGGUGCUGGAUGGGAGCGAUGGCGAGCCGCGCGGGGCGUGCGCGAACGAUCUUGACUUCGCGCGGGUCCGGGAGAAGCUGGGGCUGCCGGCGGAGACGAGGGGCGUCGAUGUCCCGCUGGACGAUGGGGAUCAUCUGGACCCGUUGUCUGAUGAGGAGUAGGAAGUGCGAAAGGAGGAGUAUCUAAGAUGAACAUGCUGAACGCGAAGGAAUCGGUGUAUGUUAUAUCUCUCAUAUGUUAUGACGAA
This is a messenger RNA of Trametes versicolor FP-101664 SS1, 869 nucleotides long. RefSeq lists its product as uncharacterized. The transcript is spliced from 2 exons. Lineage: Eukaryota; Fungi; Basidiomycota; Agaricomycetes; Polyporales; Polyporaceae. The record is from RefSeq and is a predicted model, not a curated record. Bases 1 to 783 code for a protein of 260 amino acids.